AUGAAUAUACUCGAAGAAAUAAAGAAAUAGGUGGAAGUUGAGAUGAAGAAAAUAAAGAAAACAUCACCAUCAGUAGUUAAGAAACCUUUAAAUUUGGAAUAAAAAAAAGAGUUGAUUGACUUGACAAAUCAGGGAAUUUAAUUGAAGGACGCGGCAAAACAACUAUAAAUGGGUUACCAUGAGGCAAAAAUAACUUUAAAUGAGUAUAAAAGGAAGGCCUUAAGUACUUAAAGUGAGACAGAAUCAGCUGUCUAUAAUGUUCGAUUUGCGGGAGUGAGCAACUUGAAGCAAUAUCCCCGUCACUUUAUAUUAUAAUCAUCGGUCAAUAAUAAGUUAGUGUCAGUAAGACGUCUCUACAAUAUUGUGGUAUAGAACCCAUUAUAAUCAUGAUU
Molecule: messenger RNA, 392 nt
Organism: Paramecium pentaurelia
Lineage: Eukaryota; Ciliophora; Oligohymenophorea; Peniculida; Parameciidae
Source: the annotation of a GenBank genome assembly